Messenger RNA from Lampris incognitus (smalleye Pacific opah), 537 nucleotides. RefSeq names its product interferon-induced protein 44-like. The transcript is spliced from 5 exons. Lineage: Eukaryota; Metazoa; Chordata; Actinopteri; Lampriformes; Lampridae. Bases 121 to 537 code for a protein of 138 amino acids. The record is from RefSeq and is a predicted model, not a curated record.
UUCCACAUGGACAACUUUCCACAUACAACACAUUUUAAAAAAUGGGAAUAUUCUAACUGGGCAAAGUAAGGCAAAGUAAAUGAAUAAUGCUCUCUUUAUCCCUCUCAAACUGCUGCUGACAUGCCCAAACACGAGUUCAGCACAGAGCAGCCACUGAGAUCGGAGACUGCAGGGUACGUGAAGAAGCCGAGCCUCAAAAACAAGAUGCACUGUGUGGUGUUCAUGGUGGACGCCUCCAAACUCAGCUCCUACCCCACAGGCCUCAGCACCACCUUCCAACAACUGCGACAGCACAUCACUGACCUGGUUCGGGAGUUCAAGGGACAGACAGACACAAUUGGCCGUGCUGGAGAACUACUGUGCAUGCCGAUCUCAUCCAUCAUUCCCGUGAAGAAUUAUUGCUCUGAGUUGGACGUGGACAUGAAUACAGACGUGCUGCUGCUCAGCGCUGUUGACCACAUCCUGCAGUAUGUUGACCUCUACUACGAGGACAAUAAACCUACAGUGUUGGAAUAUAACAUAGAUGUUGAUAUGUGA